This is a messenger RNA of Alnus glutinosa, 2962 nucleotides long. Its product is annotated as zinc finger BED domain-containing protein RICESLEEPER 2-like. Gene Ontology annotation, molecular function: DNA binding; protein dimerization activity. Lineage: Eukaryota; Viridiplantae; Streptophyta; Magnoliopsida; Fagales; Betulaceae. The transcript is spliced from 2 exons. The record is from RefSeq and is a predicted model, not a curated record. Bases 660 to 2633 code for a protein of 657 amino acids.
UGGAUCUAUAAUUUAUAACUUGAGUCACUUACUAUUUAUAGUCUCAUCUCAUUAUGGAUUACAUAUAUAUGCAAAUCCUCCCGUUAAUUAUUAGCAAUAUUUAUUUUCAAGUUUCACAGUGAGAAUGGGAUCCUUAGUCUUGAUGUUGCUUUGUUGGAAACUUUAAGGCAAAGUCAUCGUUUAGGCAUAAGGAUUUUUUGUUGGGCCUCAAAAGUAAUUGCUUUGCAUUAGAAAGCUAGUAGAGUUUAUUGGAACUAAUAGUGGAUGCUGGGAUAGCAACUGAAAUGAUAGUGAGACCCUCGUUAGGAAUCUAAAUGACAAUGAGACACCCAUUAAGAAUCUAAAAGGAUAGAAGAACCUUAACCUUUUGCACGACUUUAGGGCAUUGGACGUUCUAGAAGUUGCUACAUUUUAAUACAUGUUUUAUAGCUUAUGGUUUGUAAAGUAACAUUGAUGCUUGAAUAAAUUUAACAUUGACCAUGCAUUAAGGAUCUUGGGUGCAGGUAACAGGAAACAUUUUGUAUAGACAGAGGGUCCUGUGCCACAACCUUGAUUUGUGGUCUUUGCUUAGCUAGUUUCAGAAUUCAGUCUCUUGUGACAGAAUUUUGAGCUUAGCAAGAGAAGAAUCCUAAAUAUUGGUGAAAGAUUUAGUUCAUGCAAUGGAUUUGUCAGAUGCAGUGAUAGUCAAUUCUAGCCGAUUGAAAUCUGUUGUAUGGAAUGACUUUGAUAGGAUUAAAAAAGGUGACACCUGUGUGGCUGUAUGUAGGCAUUGUAAGAAGAAACUUAGUGGAUCAAGUACUAGUGGAACAUCUCAUUUGAGGAAUCAUUUGAUUAGAUGUCAGAGAAGAUCUAACCUUGGGAUACCUCAAUACAUUGCAGCAAGGGAAAAGAAAAAGGCAGGGACCCAUGCUCUUGCGAAUUUCAAUAUGGAACAAGAGCAGAUAAAGGAUGAAAUGCUUAACAUUGUAAAUGUUAGAUUUGAGCAAGAGCCGAUGAAAGAUGAGGCUGUUAACACUGGAAACAGUAACUUUGAUCAAAGGAGAAGUCGAUUUGAUCUUGCUCGAAUGAUAAUCUUACAUGGCUAUCCAUUGGUCAUGGUUGAGCAUUUUGGAUUCAGAGUAUUUGUUAAAAAUCUCCAGCCACUUUUUGAGCUUGUGACAUUUGACAGAGUUGAGGCCGACUGUAUGGAAAUCUAUAUAAAAGAGAAACAAAAGGUGAAUGAAGUGUUGGAUAAAUUGCCUGGUAAAAUCAGCCUCAGUGCUGACAUGUGGGCUGCUUAUGGUAAUGCUAAGUAUUUGUGUUUGACGGCGCACUACAUCGAUGAAUCUUGGCAGUUAAAGAAGAAGAUUCUAAAUUUUAUUAUGGUUGAUCCUUCUCAUACAGAAGACAUGCAUUCGGAUGUUAUCAUGACAUGUCUGAUGGAUUGGGAUAUUGAUCGUAAAUUGUUUUCCAUGACGUUUGAUAGUUGUUCUACCAAUGACAACAUUGUAUGUAGAAUCAGAGAUCGGUUGUCCCAGAAUAGAUUUCUUUAUUGUAAUGGUCAAUUUUUUGAUGUUCGCUGCGUGGCGAAUGUAAUCAAUUUGAUGGUUCAGGAUGCCUUGGAAGCACUAUGCGAUGUAACCAAGAAGAUACGGGAAAGCAUUCGAUGCGUUAAAAGUAGACAAGCAAUGCAAGCAAAGUUUAAUCAGGUGGCUGAAGAGGUUAAAGUCGAGAGUCAAAAGUCCUUAUGUCUAGAUAAUUCAUUGCGAUGGAGCUCAACACAUGUUAUGCUUGAAGUUGCCUUGGAGUACAGGGAGGUGUUUUGUGUUUUGCAAGAAAAUGACCCUGUCUACACAAUGUGCCCAUCCAAUAUAGAGUGGGAGAGAGUGAGUAUCGUUACUAGUUACUUGAAGCUCUUUGUGGAGGUGACUAAUGUUUUGAUGAGGUGCAAGUCCUCAACUGCAAACAUAUAUUUUCCUGAGCUCUGUGAUGUUCACUUGCAGUUGAUCGAAUGGUGCAAGAAUCCUGAUGCUUGUAUUAGUUCUGUGGCGUCGAAGAUGAGAAGUAAGUUUGAAGAAUAUUGGGAGAGAUGCAGCUCUGGUUUAGCAGUUGCAGCCAUGUUAGAUCCUCGAUUCAAGAUGAAAUUGGUUGAGUAUUACUAUCCACAAAUCUACGGCAGUAGCGCUCCAGAACGUAUUGAUGAUGUUUUCCACUGUGUGAAGGAACUGUACAAUGAACAUUCAAUCUGCUCGCCAUUAGCCUCUCUUGAUCAAGGUCUGGCCUGGCAAGUGGGCGGUGCCGGUUCCUCACCUGCGUCAAGGGAUAGGCUGAUGGGGUUUGACAAAUUCCUAAACGAAACAUCACAUAGUGAAGGCAGCAAGUCUGAUCUGGACAAGUAUCUGGAGGAGCCCCUGUUUCCUCGUAAUGUAGAUUUCAACAUAUUAAAUUGGUGGAAAGUGCACACUCCCAGGUAUCCAAUCCUAUCCAUGAUGGCGCGCAAUGUGUUGGCAAUGCCCAUGUCUAAAUUUGCCUCAGAGUUUGCAUUCAGCACUGAACCAAGAGUGCUUAAUCGUGACUGGACUUCACUCCCUCCGCCUACAGUACAAGCUUUGAUGUGUUCACAAAAUUGGAUACGGAGUGAACUAGAAAGUUAGUUUAUUUUCAGCCACCCAGAAUCUUCUUCUUUUUGUUUUAUUAUGGUAGAUCAUCUAAACUAUACCUUGUCCAAUAUUUUGAUGCAUAGUAGUUGGUCAAUUUUUGUGCUGUCUACUUCAACAUAUGCCAAUAUGCCAUCCUUAUUCGUUACUUACAUUGGUGUCCUCACAAAACCGUUUCCUGCUUAAAUUGUAUGGGUGUCUUUCAUCUUAAAUUGGUCUGUAAAUUCCCUAUUGAUCUCAGGAUUAAAAGUGAAAAGGUGUAGAUGUAAAAUUUAUACUCUGUAACCAAGUAAAUAAUGCUACGUACGUCAGAAAGUUUUACCUCA